UCCUUAUAUACACCAACAACGACGAAAUCGCUGAUCUUCUGAAGUGGUGGUGUCGAAUUUUUAUGGGAGCUAUUGACUCCAUGGAACCAUCAGAGUGUAUCUCCAAACUGGCCCAUCUCGAGAAGGAGCUUAAGGACCAUCUCUUCCAACUUGUUGACAUCUUGCCUUCCUGUACGGUCUGCUAUAUGAGAAGCUGGGGGGAUGGCCCCUUGAUUGAACACUGGAAUCUUUUUGCUCGCGAGCUGCAGAUCCACCAGCCUAACCCAAAGGAGUUCGUGUCGGUUCCCACUGCGACGAUCAACAAUAUCAUCGAAGCGUUGAAAUUCAACCCGGACGCCAAAAAUCUCGUGGAUGAGCUGCAUAAUCACCUCGAUACAGCUGCAGCUCUACUAUCACGAGGUACUUGCAACAUAUAAAAUGGUGAUGCUGUCGUCUUUGCCAAUUUGAAGUGUAAAUGUUACAUUAAUUUAUAUUUUUUAGCAAAACUCCAACAACAUCCAGAUCCGAAAAACUUUUGGUUAACGGAAGAGAAAAUGGCCGAGAUCGCCCACCGUGAGAAAAACCUGCCCUUGGCUCUCAAAAAGGUGGAUGAAGGAUCGGAGUCCGUGCUUGGUGCAGCCAGAACUCUGCAGCUUAAUAGACAAACUCUGAAAAUUAAAAUGAAGCAAGCAGGGGUUAAGUCGCAGUUCAAAAGUGGGGGGCAACUGAAGACUGGUAAACCCGACUCGCUGGACGAUGCGUUCGAGUUGGCGUCGACACGUGUAGUUGGCGUAGCGGAUGUAGCAAGGAGCAAAGGAGUAAAAAGGACCACACUCGCCAUGAGAAUGAGUAGAGCUGGAAUCAGGUCAUCUGUUUCCGUUGGACGCCAACCCAGUUAUACAUAUUCACAGGAGGACAUGGAUGAAGCCAUUAGAAUGUGUGAAGCUGGCGAGAUGGCCCCAAAAGAAGCUGCUAGUCAUUUUAGCAUCCCAUCUGGUACCCUUGGGUCAAGAAUGUUUAGACGAAAGCAACAGCAAAGAAAAUAAGACCGAUUAUUACCACAAGUCCUACAAAUUCGAUAAUCUCAUAAGGGUUUUCCCCAUUACCCAUACAACGACUCGACAUUGUUGAUGCUAUUGACGGCAGUAAUAUCUGCACUCUAAUUUAGAAAUGGAGGAUAGAAAAAGUUGUACUCUUAUAAAUAAUAAUAAUACAUUUCAGGUAUACAUUUGUAUUGUUGUAUACAUUUUUUUGAUUUAAUGGCCAACUUUUAAUUGGACAACCACUCGUUACUAAUGGAAGGCAAGCUUUCAUCGCCGCCACUUUCCCCUCGUCCUCUCGUCGCUAUUUCAUUUUGUUUUAUAUUUCAGACGCAGGGAA
Folsomia candida is the source of this 1359-nucleotide messenger RNA. RefSeq lists its product as uncharacterized. The coding region runs from base 534 to 1025 and encodes 163 amino acids. The record is from RefSeq and is a predicted model, not a curated record. Gene Ontology annotation, molecular function: DNA binding. The transcript has 2 exons. NCBI's taxonomy places the organism in Eukaryota, Metazoa, Arthropoda, Collembola, Entomobryomorpha, Isotomidae.